UUUUUCACGCAUCCUUGCCCCUUAGCUGUCGUCAUCGGGGGCUGGGCUGUAAGGAACGACGACCUUGCUCGCAGCGCUAAUAGGGGGCUUUUCGAUUAGGAAAAUCGUUUGGGUUAUUGAAUAAGCGCUUUUCGGAGUAUUAAUGUGAAAUUUUGGCAGUUUUUUUGCUAUUUUGAAAUAUUUUAGAUUAGCGUGUUCGAAUCCACCUGAAAAUAGGCGCGAAUAAUGUAGCGCAAAUCAAAGCGAUACAAAGCAAAUCAAUCGUAUACCCCCCAACAUAUACCUAUAGUUUUAUCAAUGAAAUCUCCAUUCCUCGCAUACCGAUAGACACCCAUAUAUAUAUAUAUAUAUAUAUACCUAUACAUACCUACACUGACUCCGCGGAGCCAUCAGCGUCUAUAGGUUGCCAGGCAACUCAACAACCGGCCUGCGCUUCCCGCAGUGUAUCGUCCCCCCCGAGUAUAUAUACACAUCGUCGCGAGAUAUAAGUAUUCCAGGAAAAAAAAGAAAACAAAGCAACAAUGCUGGAGUAGAGCCUCGUCGCGACUGCUGCAUGCAGCAGUCGCGCGCCGACGAUAGCUCGAGAGAUAAUAAGCUUCGGCUGAAGACUAUACACGGACAUGGUCAACCAGAGCGAGUUCUGGGCCGAGGUGCGUAGGGGGACGCCUAACGAGGCACACAAGAAGCCGAGAGUCGUGCCCGCGUUCACCAUCCAGGCGCUUCAGGAGAACACGGUGGUAGCCAAGCCCCCUAAAUGCGGGCUCUUCGACGAGCGACCCCCUAAAUCGUCGACCUUCCGUCGGUACUACGAGCGCGGAGUCUUCCCGGUCGCUCUGGAGACCAGUGGCGGUGGUCUCUCCGGUUCCGAGGGCCAGUCUCAACAGCAGCAGCAGAGGGUCGCUUGGAAGGUCGGUUUGGACAAGCUGGACUACCACUUUUAUCUACCGCUGUUCUUCGACGGGCUCACCGAGGCUCGACCCCCUUACAGCUUUCUCGUCGAGCAGGCCAUAACUGAUAUGCUUCAGGCUGGUAGCGUCAAGGUUUUGCCGGUGUUGCCACAGCUCGUCAAACCGAUCAAGAAGGCUCUGGACACCAAGAUCCCGGAGAUCAUCUGCAGAACCCUGCGAGUCCUCCAGCGACUGGUCCGCUGUGGCAACUGCAUCGGCGAGGCUCUAGUCCCCUAUUUCCGUCAGAUCCUGCCGGUCCUCAACCUGCUCAAGGAUCGAAACGUCAACUGCGGCGAGGGAAUAGACUACUCCCAGCAGCGUGGCGAGAACGUAGCCGACCUGAUCCAGGAGACCCUCGAGGUCCUCGAGCAGUACGGCGGCGAGGACUCGUUCAUCAACAUCAAGUACAUCGUGCCCACUUACGAGUCCUGCAUGAAAAAUUAGACGGAAAUGUACAUAACGACUCGUAGAGAGAGAGAGAGAAAUUGCCUCAAUAAAGACUAGCAGAUCUCUA
Messenger RNA from Nasonia vitripennis (jewel wasp), 1461 nucleotides. RefSeq names its product parkin coregulated gene protein homolog. The record is from RefSeq and is a predicted model, not a curated record. Gene Ontology annotation, molecular function: Hsp90 protein binding; Hsp70 protein binding. Bases 621 to 1391 code for a protein of 256 amino acids. NCBI's taxonomy places the organism in Eukaryota, Metazoa, Arthropoda, Insecta, Hymenoptera, Pteromalidae. The transcript is spliced from 4 exons.